AUGGCAACAUCGGAUUUUUUGUGUAAAUCUUUAAAUAGUCCAGAAACAAUGAAUAUUAUAAGUCAUCAUGAAACGAAUUCAUCGGAUUUUAGCGAACAUAUUUUACAGACACCAAUCACAAGUUCAACGCUAAUUGGUGAACAAAAGUUUGAUCGUUCAGAUAAAUCCAAGAUAAGUUCGAAAUCAUAUUUUCCAAUUGAAACAAAAUUCUCAUCCUCCUUAUCAUCAGCAACAACAUCAAUACUAUCAAGUGAAUACCAUCAAACUGACAAUUCGGAUUUAUUAAAUUUAUCUUUAACAUCUGGAUCAUUAACGAAUAAUGCAAUCAAUCCUUCUUCGACAACAACAGAAACAGCAACAACGACGAUAACGAAUAAAUCGCCUUCUGCACUUCCAGUAUUACUUACUAUUUCUUCACAUGAAAAUUAUUCAAAAGAACUAGGAAAGACUAGUUCAAGCGUUAAACGUCGACGGAAGCCAGAUGGUUAG
Molecule: messenger RNA, 489 nt
Organism: Dracunculus medinensis (Guinea worm)
Lineage: Eukaryota; Metazoa; Nematoda; Chromadorea; Rhabditida; Dracunculidae
Source: the annotation of a GenBank genome assembly